Messenger RNA from Scheffersomyces amazonensis, 1078 nucleotides. RefSeq lists its product as uncharacterized. The coding region runs from base 164 to 973 and encodes 269 amino acids. The record is from RefSeq and is a predicted model, not a curated record. The transcript has a single exon. Gene Ontology annotation, cellular component: nucleus. NCBI's taxonomy places the organism in Eukaryota, Fungi, Ascomycota, Pichiomycetes, Serinales, Debaryomycetaceae. Gene Ontology annotation, molecular function: mRNA binding.
UACACUACUAUUAUUAUUGUAAUUGUUACUGUUACUGUUACUGUUACUGUUCAGUUACAGUUCGCACUCCGAAAAAUAAAAACUGAACAACAAAUUUCAACCUUCAACAACCAGCACCAUCCUAACACUAACUACUAUAAAGACUUAUACACAUCCUUAUACAAUGUCUGAUAUCUUAGAAAAAUCAUUGGAUGAUAUUAUAGGAGAAUCCAAACCAGCCAGAAGAUCUGGAUCUUCACAUUCUUAUCAUCAAUCUCGUAGAGGUGGUAGUGGACCAAUUCAUCAUAAGAAUUUAUCGAGAUCAAGAAUACAUAAACCUUAUGAAAGAUUAACUAGUCGAUCAUCUAUUCCUGCAGCUCGUCCUAAUUCUACUUUAUCAAAGGAUAUUCAAGCUUUAGCUGGUUCUCGUCCUGUAUUAAGAGUUAAAAAUAUUCAUCCUGAUUUAAAUGGUGAAGAUUUAUCUAAUUUAUUUGGAAAUGUAUCACCAGUAGAUUUUGUUAAAUUUGAUAAUAGAAAUGAUGAUAUAGCUUAUGUAUGUUUUCAUAAUGAUAAUUCAAGAAGUAAUGCUGAAGCCAUUGAAAAAUAUAAUGGAAAGAAAGCUAUGGGUCAAAUUCUUAGUGUUGAAAAUGCAAGUUCAUUAGCUGAAAGAAUUAAAAUUGUACCAGUAAGUGAAAGAAUAAAACCAAGACCAACUCCAGCUCAUUUUUCAAGAGAUUCUCGUGGUCCAAGAGAAUCAAGAGAUUCAAAACCAAAACCAAAACCUGCUGGUAGAGAAAGAAAACCAAAGCCUACUAAAAAAUCUCUUGAUGAUUUAGAUGAAGAAUUGAAUGCAUAUAUGAAUUCUCAAGCAAGAGAAGCAGAAUAUCAAUCUUCUGAAGCUGAUACAACUAAUCAGUCUGCUAUUAAUUCACAAGAUAUCACUAAUUCAUCUCAACCAACAGAAGCAGGUGAUGAUUCGGCCAUGUUGGAUUAAACAAAGCAAAAAUCCAUGUUAUUAUUAUAUGUAAAUUGAUUAAAAUAAAUACUUUUUAUAAUGUACAAAGAAUGCAAUAUAUCUAAAUAUACAAAGAGGCUAAAG